This is a messenger RNA of Rattus rattus (black rat), 1937 nucleotides long. RefSeq names its product leucine rich repeat containing 27 (gene Lrrc27). Gene Ontology annotation, molecular function: protein binding. The record is from RefSeq and is a predicted model, not a curated record. NCBI's taxonomy places the organism in Eukaryota, Metazoa, Chordata, Mammalia, Rodentia, Muridae. Bases 218 to 1765 code for a protein of 515 amino acids. The transcript has 11 exons.
GGUCAGCUCCGGAGGCCUGAAGCCCGAGGGUCCAUUGCUCUGGAAGACGAUCUGGUCUGCAGAAGCAUCGCUCGACCUCCCUCGGGUCCCCAAGCCCUCCCGGAAUCCACCAGCCCGUCCUCACAACGUUUCUUUUUGGCCUUGUCGCCCACCUCCAGCGUAAGAGGCGGUGACUCCAUACCAAGAAGGAUGAGCAGUGGCCACUGGAAGGCAUCAAAUGGAGGAGGACACCAGCCCACAAGCCGAGAAGGCUGCUAAAGAUCCCAAGGAUGCUGCUGCCACCGCCAAGAGCCUCCCUGAUUCCUUUUCCAGAGACAAUAAUCAAGUGGAUUUUGAAGGGGUCAUCUAUUCUUCCUCACCAACUUUAGACCUGAGUCAAAAAGGCCUGCGCCAUUUGGGAAAGUUCUUUAAAAUUCCCAACCUUCAACAAUUACACCUGCAGAGGAAUUUGCUCAGCGAGAUUCCACAGGAUUUCUUCCAGCUGCUGCCCAACCUGACAUGGCUGGACCUCCGUUACAACAAGAUCAGGGUUCUUCCACCUGGGAUUGGCUCUCACAAACAUUUGAAAACUUUGCUUUUAGAAAGAAAUCCUAUCAGAGCGUUACCUGUUGAGCUAGGGCAGGUCACUACAUUGACUGCACUGAACCUGAGACACUGCCCUCUGGAAUUCCCUCCUUACCUGAUUGUGCAGAAAGGCUUGGUAUCCAUCCUCACCUUCCUCCGCAUCUGCUCAGUGGAGAAUGCCUUCCCUGGAGACAAGUCGCUUCCAGAAGUCCCAACAGUUAAGAGUGACCUUCUGUACCCGAUGCUCCCUCUGCCCCAUAAAGACUUGUCCAGUGAGAACUGGCUUAAUGUCCUGGACCAGGAGGCAGCAGUGGUGAAGGAGAAAGCUGACUUCUUCCCACCUAUGGACAGGCUGGACCUGAGUGAGCUCCGCAAAUCCAGUUCCUCCUCUGAGAUCUGGCCCAGUAAGGAGGAGAUCAGGCGCUUCUGGAAGCUGAGGCAGGAGAUUGUGGAAAAUGAGCAGGCGGAGGUCCAAGAGAACAAGCUCUUGGCUGUUGAGCUGCCACCGAAUCUCAAGGCAGCAAUAAAUGCCAAGGAAAAAAAGUGCAGGAAGCCAUGGCCCACACUCAGAAAGAGGUCUACCUCCUUCAGAGGCAUCUUGCCCAACCUCUCUUCAACAUACCAAAACACAGUUCAUACGAAGAGGAUGGAUGACACUCACAAGAUGGCGUUUCAGGAGCUCCAGGAGAAGGAGCGAAUGCUAGAGCAGCGGAGAAGAGACAAGAGAGCUCUGCAGGACUGGAGAGAGCAGACCCAGCUGAUGAGGCACAGGAGGGAGUUCAGUAAAUUCCAACCUCUACAUAGGAAUACGAUGGCAUCGAGGAUUCCCUUUGCCACAGAUCUGACAGACUAUGAGAAAAUGCCAGCGAGUCCAUUUGGGAAAGUAAAGCCCAGAAGAGAGGGGAUAGCACAAAAGCGUAUAGAAAUAAGUGCCUCACCAUUUGCAGAGCUGGAGGACAAGAUAAGGCGGCACACACAGCAGAUCCGUGCUCGCAGUUUCCUGGGUACCAACCCAAUGCAAGACAUUAAGACGGCCAACCAGGACCUGGAAACCACUAAGAAACUUCAGGAGGAGUUAAGGAGACUGAAACUGGAGAUGACCUUGAACAAAGACCAUUCUUUUCCCCCUUUCUCUGGAAACCUUUCACUUCACCCACCAGCAUCACGGCCUCAGAAUAUAUUUUUUAACACAAAAUACUAGGAAAGUGGUGUUGUCAGCAGGGAUGACAAGUACCUCCCACAGCGGUGUGGGGACUGGCUGGGACAGCGACUAGUGGGUCUUCAGCCGCUCCACAGGCUGUGGCUUUUAAUAGACUUGACUCCUUUCUGAGGCUAUACAAGGUUUAGCUGCAUUAAAAGGAAGAAUGCUGUAA